AUGUAUAAACGAUUCUUUACCACUAAAUCGAUAUUUAAAUCGCUGAUAACCCAGAACCCCCAACUACAGAUUCAGUACGGGUAUAAGUCGGUGAUUUUAUUAUCCACGCCAUCUGUUUUACCCAGUGUUAUCAAACAAUCCAUAAAUUUCUAUGAUGAGAAUAUUCAAGUUAUAGUAGGAAGUGUUGAUACUGUUAAAUCUGCAAGACAUGGAGUAAGUGAACUCUGGUGUAAAGAUAGAGUUGAAAUCCUCAAUGAGGUGGAAUAUAAAGAAAAUGAUGACACAGUUAGAGAGCGUGACGGGAUCAACAUUGUCACUGUUGCAAAUAAAAAUUGGGAAAUGACUACAAGUAACUUGAAGCUCAAUUUUGAUGGCUUGAAGUUAGAGUUACCGUUAUCCAAUACAAUUUUCACUAUGAAUCAACCAGUAACGUUAUUUUACCUCGACAAAUUAGCCAAAGGCAAAAGUGACACCAUUUUGAAAGAAUUAGAGAUCAACUUACCUUUGACUUUGACUGGAAGAUUAUCCGAUAAAUGGACAAAGUUGACUGAAGACUUAUCCAUUACUGAAUCUGUUGGGAACCUCAUAAAGAAAAUCGACGGCAAGCCAGCAUCUAAGUUUUUACAAGAGAAUGAUGAAUUAAUGAGUAUUGGAUCCAAAGAAACUGAAGUUUAUGUUAAGAUUAACGGUAGAUAUAGAUAUCAAGUUAUCGCUGGAGGUGGUGGAUGGGGUGCCAAAGCAGAUACUAUUGUUUUGAGUCCAUCAGCAAAGAUCCAAAAGGGAGAUAGAAUCCAAUUCUACAUGUUAACCCCAGAAGCCAAAUCAGGAACUAAGUUUGCAUCAUCCGUCAAACAAUUAGACCAUUCCCAUAGUCACAGUCAUACUCAUAGUCAUACUCAUAGUCACAGUCAUUCACAUAGUCAUUCACAUUCAACCGAAACCCAAUACCCCCAUUCAAGCACCGAUAUCGAAAUUGAAUGUUCUCAUAUGGAGCAACAAUUCGGAGAUCACGUCAAACCCCAAGAAUUUGAUGGUUUCUCUGUAGGAAGUGAAGCAGGAUUCAAGUUUAAUGACAUAGAACAUAGAUCAGUAGGAGAGAAGUUAAUUAUGAAUAGUUUUUGA
Molecule: messenger RNA, 1122 nt
Organism: Yamadazyma jaroonii
Lineage: Eukaryota; Fungi; Ascomycota; Pichiomycetes; Serinales; Debaryomycetaceae
Source: the annotation of a GenBank genome assembly